AUGUCCUUUAACAAAAUUCCACCCUCGAUACGACGAUUGAUUAAUCUUUAUCAAAAUGUCACACACCAACAAAAUACAGCAUUUACAGAGGAAGUGGAAUCCUUUCUCCAAAACACAUCUGAACCGAAUCUACGGAACAAACGAUGGGCAAUCUUGGGUAAAAAUGCCAGAAAGGGGACGGAUUGGAAAAUAGAUCGAAAUAGAGAACGAAGAUUAUAUCAAGAUCCCAUACAGUUUGGCCCUAAUGAGCUAAAACAAACAAAGUAUUUAUUCAAAGAUCAAUCACAGUUUAGGAAAAAAGAUGGAUUACUACCAAAAUCACCGAAUGCUAGAAAAAACUCUAGUGUUUAUGGUGUAGAUAUUGAAUCUGCAAUUCAAUCGUAUUUCAAUCCCCUUGUAUCGAUCCCAGUACACAAACUGCACCAGCAAAUUUUCAAGUUUUACCUUCAGAGGUUAAUGAAUGCUCCAAUAAUAAUCAUACUCAAACAAAAGUGUGAUUUAUUUUCCACAGCAUCACUAGAUCAAUGGGAUCAACUGUAUUUUGAUUUGAGAAACAAUAUUAGGCAAGAGAAUGAAAGAAUCAAGGACAUGGAAUUACCUGUUUUAGAAUUGAGCAAAGUCGCUCACCCAGAUAUACUUUCCCUAGCAUUAAAGAGUGAAAAUUAUAUGAAAAAUCCAGGUGGAAAGUUUGAAAAAUUGGUUCAACAACUACCAUGGAAUGAUGUCAAGCUUGUCAAUGAUGAUUUAGCAAACCAAAUCGAAAAGGAACAACAAAUAAAGGUGUCGAAUGUAUUAAAUUUACUGGAGCUGGCCUAUGAUGACCCCUGCUUGACACAAAUGUUGGAUGAAUUGAUGCAAAUGAUUGAGAGAAGGGUUCAAGUGUCAACAAUUUUAAAAGCAUUACCUUACAAUUUAACCUAUAAUAAGUUCUAUAUGCUCAACAUACUAAAUCUUGAUGCUGAUUUUACAACAUUUGACUCGUUGUGGUCCAACGCCAACUUUGAAGUUAUUGGAGCUAGACUAGCUCUAGGUAAUGUCAAAAUUAGAUCCUUAUUGCAAAGCCUUAUUACAACUGAGGAUCUCCAACACGCUUCGAGCUAUGAAGAUAUUUUGAAAUUGGCCAAGUUACAUGACUCUGAUGGCCUUGGACUAAAUAGUGUCAUGCAAACAAUUGCUUCGACGGGGUUGACACAUACAAAUUUCAAUUCCAAGAAGGAUGCAUUGUAUCUAACUAAGGGAGAUUAA
This is a messenger RNA of Lodderomyces parapsilosis, 1245 nucleotides long. RefSeq lists its product as uncharacterized. The transcript has a single exon. The record is from RefSeq and is a predicted model, not a curated record. NCBI's taxonomy places the organism in Eukaryota, Fungi, Ascomycota, Pichiomycetes, Serinales, Debaryomycetaceae. Bases 1 to 1245 code for a protein of 414 amino acids.